GCCAGAAAAUGCCUCAACAUGAGAAGUGACAACCAGAGCUUCGUGGGGGAUCCCCCUAAAGUCUUCAUCCUUCUGGGUGUUUCUGACAGGCCAUUGCUGGAACUCCCCCUCUUUGUGGUCCUCCUGGUGUCCUACUUUCUGGCCAUGUUGGGGAACAUUGCCAUCAUCCUGGUCUCCUGGCUGGAUUCCCAGCUCCACAGCCCCAUGUACAUCUUCCUCAGCCACCUUUCCUUCCUGGACCUCUGCUACACCACCACCACGGUCCCUCAGAUGCUGGUUAACAUGGGCAGUUCCGAGAAGACCAUCAGCUUCGGUGGCUGCACAGUGCAGUAUGCAGUUUUCCACUGGCUGGGAUGCACUGAGUGCAUCGUCUUGGCUGCCAUGGCUCUGGACCGCUACGUGGCCAUCUGUGAGCCCCUCCGGUAUGCCAUUAUCAUGCACCGUCUUCUCUGCCAGAAGCUUGUGGCUAUGGCAUGGAUCAGUGGCUUUGGCAACUCCCUUGUUCAGGUAGUCCUGACAGUACAGUUGCCUUUCUGUGGGCGGAAGGUGCUGAACAACUUUUUCUGUGAGGUCCCAGCCAUGAUCAAGCUGUCAUGUGCUGACACAGCUGUGAAUGAUGCCACGCUGGCCGUGCUGGUGGCCUUCUUUGUGCUAGUCCCCCUAGCUCUCAUCCUUCUUUCCUAUGGCUUUAUCGCCCAUGCAGUGAUCAGGAUUCAGUUCUCCAAGGGACGGCACAAGGCCUUGGGGACCUGUUCCUCCCACCUGGUGGUGGUCUCCCUCUUUUACCUACCUGCCAUCUACAUGUACUUGCAGCCCCCUUCCAGCUACUCCCAAGAGCAGGGCAAGUUUAUCUCCCUCUUCUACUCCAUAAUCACCCCCACUCUCAAUCCCUUCAUCUAUACCCUGAGAAAUAAGGACAUGAAGGGAGCUCUGAGAAGACUUCUGGCAAGGAUCUGGAAGCUCUGCAGAAGAUGAAGAUCUGUGAUGUGGCAAUCUCCACUGAUUAAAGAACAUGGGCGAGUGUAUUGUGUGCCC
Messenger RNA from Galeopterus variegatus (Sunda flying lemur), 1035 nucleotides. RefSeq names its product olfactory receptor 2B11. The record is from RefSeq and is a predicted model, not a curated record. Gene Ontology annotation, biological process: G protein-coupled receptor signaling pathway. Lineage: Eukaryota; Metazoa; Chordata; Mammalia; Dermoptera; Cynocephalidae. Gene Ontology annotation, molecular function: G protein-coupled receptor activity; olfactory receptor activity. Gene Ontology annotation, cellular component: membrane. The transcript has a single exon. Bases 19 to 975 code for a protein of 318 amino acids.